UCCACCAAUUCCCCAAGGUCCCCUUCCUUCACACCCCGAUGACCAGCUUCAUCCCCUAGGUCCUCGCCCACCCCUCCCUCCUAUCUGCACCACGGACUCCCCACGUCUCUCCAUCUUGGAGGCUGUAGGCUGACCAGAUCCAUGGAGUGGGGAGAGUUGCUCUGUGAGAGGAGAUUGUGCAAAUUGACUUAUAUCCUCCAGACUCGGGAAAAGGGAUGGCUGCCAGAGAGACAGAGUCUGCUGAUGAUAUAUGGGAGAGGAUAUGUUCUGGACUGCCAGCUCAGAUGAUGGAUGUGAAUGAAACCGAUUCCCCAGUCAGAGAGUGCUUCCCAGAAUCCUUCUCUGAAAUAUUCAGCCUGAUUCCCGUCACAGUGCCAGACGUAGAUUUGAUGAGCAACAAGAAUCAUGCAGAGGAAGGGAAUCUUUGGGCACCCAUGGCUGAUUCACAGCAAUAUCUGGCAACACUGGAAAAUCGCCUGAGGAAACUGAAGGGUAUAAACGAAGAGCCAAGUUCAAAAGGGAUGCUAAAGAGCCUAUCACAGGCAAAGAAAGAAUGCUGGGAUCGCUUCCUGCAUGAGCAGUAUAUGUCAGAGAUGUACAGUGAUGGAUACGAGAUGGACCAGAGUGCCAUGGACUAUUUCAAGCGGUGGGUGCAGCCAGACAGAGUUGCCGUAAACGCAGAGGAGAUUCAGUAUCUGAUCAGUCCUGAAGGGCAGUCUGAGAGCCAGGAGGAGCCUGAGGGUGAAAACUGCUCUUCCUGCGAACAGUAAUGACCGACAGUGGUGUCUGCCCUGAGAAACCCGGCUCAGGCCAGACCAGAGCUCAGCGAUGACCGUCAUCCAGAGGUGGAAAUGUUGGACUGUUUGAUGUGACAGCCACAAAUGCAAAUAAUGAACUUGAGUUGUCCCAGCAGCUGAAUCCUCGGAGCCCCUCUGCCGCAUCACUGUAACUGAGUGUCACCACCUUGACCCAUUUCUGUCUCUGGAGCAGGAAAGACAAGAAGGGGAUCCCAGAGCCGAAAGGGAUUUACUGCUGUUGGGUGUACCUUAUUCCAAUGACCUGUAUACCCCUCAGUGCAAUAGUGCACCUGUAUUUACAGAAUUACAGGCGUUUGGAAGACUUGCAGUUGAAGAACAUUUCAUUGCAUGCCUCAGUGAUAAUGCAUUCGUUCAACAGCACACAUUCUCCUCCUGUCUCAGCACCAGUGUUUGUGUAUUGUGCAGAGAACUACAGUCACCUUAAGUCCAUCAAAUAUUGAAAUGUUUUCCACUUCGGAUAGGGAGAGUGAAUUGAAUCUUUGUUUAGGUUUCUCUGUAUUGGGAACAUGACGGCUCCCAAUCCCUUGUGGAUUAUCUGUUUCCAGCAGUGUACUCUGGGGCGGGGGGGGGAGUGCUAACCAUUCUGUACUUAAUUCUCUAAGUUUGAAUGUCUUAAUCUUUCUAACUUAUCUCUCCACUCACUAACCUGUCUCUAUCAAAACACUCCCAUCAAACUCUUUGGUAGCUUCUACCUUCCUAUGCCCCACCCUACCACUUCAGACACUAGACACUAGAAUACUGCAGCACAGUACAGGCCCUUUGGCCCUCAAUGUUAUGCUGACCCAUAUGUUCCUUAAAAUAAAACGUACUAAACCCACACUACCUCGUAACCCUCUCUUUUUCUUCCAUCCGUGUGCCUGUCCAAGAGGCUCUUAAAUACCCCUAAUGUUUUAGCCUCCACCACCAUCCCUGGCAAGUCAUUCUAGGCACCCACAACCCUCUGUGUAAAAUAACUUACCCCUGAUGUCUCCCCUAAACUUCCCUCCCUUAACUUUGUACAUAUGCCCUCUGGUGUUUGCUUUUUGUGCCCUGGGAAACAGGUACUGGCUAUCCACCCUAUCUAUGUCACUCAUAAUCUUGUAGACUUUAGUACAUGCUGACUGAUUCUGUAACCUUUUGACUCCCACAUGCAAAGCUCUUGACUGUUGAAUGAUGCUGAGCAGGGCAAGCUAUAGAAUAAUGAAAUCAUAGAAUUGCUAAGGCACAAGAGGGCUUUGGCCCAUUAAGCCUGUACUGACUCUUUAUGGAGCAAUCCCUUUAAUCCCAAUUCCCACUCUUUUCCCAUAGCCUUACUUCUCCUAUCCUGUUGCUUUUAGAAUGCCCCAAUAGACUCUAACCAGUGACUUCUAAAUCAUUACCUCAGUUGACAUAAAACAAUUUCACAUUUGGUCCGUGUCUUUUUACCCAUCCUUUUAAAAUCAAUGCAUCUAGCAACACACAUAUAUAGAUAAUACCAUAUUCAAACCUCCCCCUGAAGUAGAUGCAUGGUGAUUGUCAGGUCCCUGCCUCAACCUCAGAGUUUAACAUCUGGAUAUUAAAACUUUCCUUGGUGACUGUGUUUCAAUUGCCACUGAGCUGAGCUGUACUUUACAGCCAAAGCUGCUUACAGCACAGAGGGAGGCCAGUCAGUCUGUGUUGGUGACAUCCUAUGCAAAUUUAAUCCCUUUUUUCUUUCUCUAACGGCAUAACAGAUCUGUGGUUUGUUGUUUAAUCUGGCGCUCAGACACCUAUUAUGUGACUUUAUUUUUACAGACGAAUGGAUAUACUUUAUUUUCAUCGAGCACCUGAUUAUUGAAGCUAAGAAAUAUAUUGAUAAUUCCACAAGGCUGGCCCCCUCCCCACACAUACACCCACACACUCACACUCACACGCACACACACACUGACACAGAUUCAUACUUUAAUAGUAAUGAAGCUGGACUGCAGUUAGACCCCAUGUCAUGAAAGAGUGAGCUGUGCUGUUUUCCACCUAACAGAUCAGAAGCAAAAUAUGCUGGACGUAUAAAAUCAUAGAACAUUGAACUGUACAGCACAGGAACAAUGUUGUGCUGAACUAAUUAAACUAGUGAUCAAAUGGCCAGCUAAACUAAUCCCUUCUGCCUACACAAUGUCCCUAUCCUUCCACUUUGCUCACAUUCAUGUGCCUAUGUAAAACUCCGUAAUGUAUAUGCCUUUGUCACCAUCCCAGGCAGUGCAGCUCAGACACCCAUCGCUCUCCGUGUUUGGAAAAAAGCUAUCACCUUAAAUGCGUGCCCACUGUAUUAGACACUUCAACCAUGGGAAAAAAAACGCUGUCUUAUCUACUCCAUCUAUGCCUCUCAUAAUCUUAUAAACCUGUAGCCUCCACCUCUCAAGAAAAAACAGCCCAAGUUCGUACAGCUUCUCAUGAUAGCACUAAUCCAGGCAGCAUCCUGGCAAACCUCUUCUGCACCCUCUCCAAAGCCCCUACAUCCUUCCUAUAAUCAAGCAACCAGAACUGUAUGCAAUACUCCAGAUGUAGCCUAACUAGAGUUUUAUAAAGCUUCUUGACUUUAGAACUCAAAGCCUUUACUAAUAAAGGCAAGCAUGACAUAUGCCUUCUUAGCCACAUGAUCAAUCUAUGUAGCCACUUAGAGGGAGCUGUGACGUUGGACUCCCAAGAUCAUUCUGCACAUCAGCUCUGUAAGGGUCUUGCAGUGUACCAUCUCUUUAUCCUUGACCUACACUUCAUAUUUGGCUGGGUUAAACUCCAUCUGUCAUUUCUACGCCCAUAUCUACAACUGAUCUAUGUCCAGCUAUAUACUUUACCAGUCUUCUAUGCUAUCCACAACUCCACCAAUCUUCGUACCAUCUGCAAACUUAGUAACCCACAUAUCUUCAGUAUUGUGCAAAAAUCUUAGGCACAUGUGGAAAAAAAUUCUGUAAAGCAAAGGUGCUUUCAAAAAUAAUAAAAUGAAAAGUUUCUAAAUAUCAAAAAAUUACUAUAAAGAGCAAUAAAGAAUAAAAAACUAAAUCAAAUCAAUAGUUCAUGUGAUCACCCUUUGGCUUUAAAACGACAUCAAUUCUCGUAGGUACAUUGAUUGACAUGCAGUUUUAUAAGAAAAUUGGCUGGUAGUUUGUUCCAAGUGUCUUAGAGAUCUUGCCACAGUUCUUCUGCAGACUUGCUUCUGUCUCUCCAGGUAAUUUCAAACAGCCUUGUUGACGUUGAGAUCAGGGCUGUAAAGGCCAUAUCAUCUGAAGCCAUAUAGAAAAUCUAGGGUGCUUCAGACUUUUGCAUAGUCAUCUACAUUUCAUCCAGGUUAUUUAUAUACAUCAGAAACAACAGAGGUCCCAGCACAGAUCCCUGCGGAACUCCACUAAUUACAGACCUCCAACUCGAAUAAGUCCCUUCGAACACUACCCUCUCUCUUCUAUGGGCAAGCCAGUUCUGAAUCCAAAUGGCCAAUUCACCAUGAAUCCCAUGCAUUUUAAUCUUGCAUGAGAGGAUGGGCCUCUCAUGAGGGAUGAGGGAUCUUGUCAAAUGCCUUACUAAAUUCCAUCGAGAUAACAUCCACAGCUCUAUCUUCAUCAAUCACCUUUGUCACCGCAUCGAAAAACUCAAUUAAAGUUAGUAAGACAUGGCUCACGUAAAGUCAUGCUGGCUCUCCCUAAUUAAGCCAUUGUUUUCCAAAAAUUCUAUCCCUAAGAAUUCUCUCCAGUAGCUUCUCUACUACUGACAUGAGACUCACCAGUCUAUAGUUUCCAGAACAGACUAUGCUGAAAAUAUUCAACAGGUUAGCUAGUGUCUGAUAAGAGUUGAAUAAAGGGAACUAACAGCAGAUUGGGAAAAGACAGAUGAUUAACUGAUGAUGAUUCAUUGCUCUAGGUCAAUGUGCUGACCACCCCCUCCCCCCACGUGAGUCAUUUGACCCGUCCCAUCUAGGCUGUCCUACACAUCCUCCUGAAAACCAACUUGGACCUCCCUCUUUCCCAGCUGAUAAAGGGUCACAGCCCCCAAAACGAUGGCUGUUGCAGCCUAACUUGCUGAGUUUCCCAGCAUUUACUGUUUUAUUUCACAUUUCCAACAUCUGCAGUUUUUUUUUCUGGUUAUUUCUUUUUCUGUUUGGUAUCAUCCUCAUGAAUUGUUUCUGAACUUCCCCAAUGCCUCUACAUCUUUUCAUUAUUAUGGAGACCAAGGCACCGGGCUAACUUCUCUUCUUUUGAGAUGUCCCUCUAAUAUUAAAUACCAGUCUUAAUCACUUCAAAAUUCAAAGUUAAUUUAUUAUCAAUGUACAUAUAUGUCCCCAUAUACAACCCUGAUACUCGCUUGCGAGCAUGUACAAUAAAUUCAUUAUAGAAUAAUAACCAUAAUAGAAUCAAUGAAGGACUGCACCAACUCGAGUGUUCAACCACUGCAAAAAGAAAACAAACUAUGUAAGUAUGAAAAGAAAGAAAUAAUAAAUAAGCAAUAAAUAUCGAGAACAUGGGAUGAAGAGGCCUUGAAAGUGAGUCCAUAGGUUGUGGGAACAGUUCAGUGAUGGGGCAAGUGAAGUUACCCUCUUUGGUUUAAGAGCUUGAUGGUUGAGGGGUAGUAACUGUUCCUGAACCUGGUGGUGUAAAUCCUAAGGGUCCUGUAUCUUCUUCCUGUUGGCAGUAGAGAGAAGACUGCAUGUCCUGGGUGGUCGGGGUCCCUGAUAAUAGAUGCUUUCCAGUGACAGCAUUUUGUGUAGAUAUGCUCAAUGUGGGGAGGGCUUUACCGGUGAUGAAUUGGUCUGUAUCCGCUUUAUUGUAGGAGUUUCUGUUCAAGGGCAUUGGCGUUUCUGUAACAGGCUGUGAUGACGAUCGUAGCUAUAUUUGGAGAGUUGUAAAUUAGUUGCUUGUCUCUACGAUGUAUUUUUGGGAAAAAGAAACAGAUGAUAUCUCCUGUUACAUGACUGGGAACUGUAUUCAGUGUGAGCUUUCAGGACUUUGAGAAAUUGGCUGAGGAUGUGUGGAGUAGGGAAGGAAAAAGUGGAGCAGACUACACCUGCACUGACUCACCCAACCUGCAGGUGUCCUCGUACUCCGUGGAACUGAAGUCUUGUGGUGUCAUUAAAAUGGUUAUGACUUUGAUGAGGUUAGUAAAGAUGCAGACCUAGUACUUGUGUUCAUUUUUAUGGAAUGUAGCUCAGAAGGAGAGAAAUUUUACAUUUAUCUCAGCCCUAGGUCUCCAUAUUUAUGAAAAGACGAUGGAGACAUCAAGGAAGGUACAAGAGAAAUUCUCAAAAAUGGCCCCAGAAUCGAAAAAUAUAUUUGUCAAGAAAGACUAAGCAGGCUGGACAGAAGAUUCUGCAGAUGCUGAAAAUCUGAUGCUCUGAACAGGCUGGAAUUCUUUACUCUAGAAAGGAAAUGGUAGAGGAGUGACCAGCUAGAGGUUGUUCAAAAUUGUAAACGGUUUGAAGGUUUAAUGCUUCCGCUUCUGAGGAAACUGGGUCCAAGGGAUAUUAAAUAUGUCAAAGAAUUUUUGUAGAACACGGGAAUUUAAUGUGUCAGACUGGGGAGGCCGAGGUGGUUGUUUUUGGAACAUUGAGAGAGUGUUAAUGCCGGUGUACAAGAUGAUGACUGAUCUAGGUUAAGGAGGGAGCUACAUUAUUAUGCUAGUUAAUAGUUCAAGGACUAGCCCUUGCAGAUUUAACCUUUUGACAAAAGGUAAAAGGGAGAUAUAAUUAAGACCAUAAAUUAGGUGGAGUAUUAGGUCAUUCAAUCUACUCCGCCAUUCCAUCAUGACUGGUUUAUUAUCCCUCUCAACUCAUUCCUCCUGCCUUCUCCCUAUAAUCUGACUAAUCAAAAACUUAUCAACCUCCGCUUUAAAUACACCCAGUGACUUGACCUCCACAGGCAUCUGUGGCAAUGAAUUCCGCGGAUUCACCUCUCUCUGGCUAAAAGAAGUGCCUCCUCAUCUCUGUUGUAAAUGGACUUCCCUCUAUCCUGAAGUUAUGCCCUCUGGUCCAGUUUUUCCCCUGAAUCAGAGCCGAAUUACGUCCUCACUUCAGAGAGUGGAGAAUGAAAAUACCUUGGCCGACACUCCCACUGCAGUACUGAGGGAGUUUUACACUGCCGCAAAUGCCACAUUUACCUGGAUAUGAUCUAGAACUCAAUGCCUAUGUGGAGUAGUAGAGAUACCAUCAGUCAGGGCUUUCAGGGGAGAUUUGGAUAGCAGACGAGACUAAUCUGUAGGACUGUAUAGAAAGCAGCUUGACCCAUUGAGAUCUGUCAUAUGGAUCCUUCCUCUCAAUCAAUAUCCUCAUUCAGAAGCUGUGCUGUUAUGGCUUGUGAUACUGUUGCUUGUUCUAUAAUGACGUUGGACCCUUAGCAGAUAUUCCUGCACUUUCCACACCACUACUGAUUGCUCUCAUUAGCAGCUUUGUCCUCAUUGCAACUUCAGUAUUCCCACUGUGGUUAAGAAUCCUAUCUUCUAAUGUAGCACAUCUCACAAAGUCAACUGUGCCUCAUUUACCUAAGAUCUGGUAUUAGUUUUAAAUGUCAAAGUUCUUAUCGCCAGCUACUACUUCCUCAGUUCAAAUUGAUGCGGGGUGAUCUCUAUUGCAAGCUAUGAUAGUGUCACCUCCAGAACUAUUUAAUAAAUUCCACCUAAAGCUCUCUGACCAACCCUCGUUGAAAAAUCCUUGCCACACUGAACAGUGAAACAACUGGCUCUUUUCAAUCUCAUUCUUCUUAUCCGUGUCAACUCUACAUCUUGCAAAAUCUCACAUAACAACAUGAUGCGUAUUGAAAGC
This is a messenger RNA of Mobula hypostoma (lesser devil ray), 7551 nucleotides long. RefSeq names its product coiled-coil domain containing 32 (gene ccdc32). The coding region runs from base 216 to 770 and encodes 184 amino acids. The record is from RefSeq and is a predicted model, not a curated record. Gene Ontology annotation, biological process: cilium organization. NCBI's taxonomy places the organism in Eukaryota, Metazoa, Chordata, Chondrichthyes, Myliobatiformes, Myliobatidae. The transcript has 4 exons.